UUGAAGAACGAAAUUCCUUUCCAGGCCUCUUCACCAGUACCACCAGUUCCAGAUCCUGGAAGAGGCCACGAUACAUCCUACGUUACAGUAAUCACCGAUGCUGAAUACGAUGAGAGUAAAUUCAAAGAGUACAUGGAUUCCUGGAAUAGCACAAAGAUCGAGGAAUACUCUAAACAGCUUGGAGAUCUAGUUGAUCUGAGAGGAGCAAACAUCGGAGGCCAUUUCGCCUUCGCUUUUACCCUCCUGAACAGUGACUGUACAAAGGUGAGAAAGUGGAUGACCGUAAUCGUGUCCAGUUCGCCGCGCUACGUAUCUGCACCUGUGGUGUGCUACCCUGGAGCACCGCCGACAACUACAACGACGGCACCGUCCAUACAUACAUCGAUUGCUCAAGCAGUACCACAACCAGCAGUUACUGGCAAAGGAAAUGAAAAUCUAAGCAUUACCUUGAAUACACGUUUUGUAUUCAAUCCGAACGAUGUUGCGGAAUACUGGAACUACUGGAGCAAAACAAAGAUUGAUGAAUACGCUGGUUUGCUCGGAAAUCGACAAUACACUUCAGCCACGUCGAAUGGUGUAACUUUGUCUUUCUCCUUCGGUCUUACAAACAGUGACUGCGACAAGGUAUCUUCCUGGCUGCGACAAAUCGUCAGAAGUUCGCCGAUUUACAAAAGUGCUUACAUUGACGGUACGCAAUGCAAACGUCUAAUCACAUGGAGGCGGAAAUGA
Messenger RNA from Cooperia oncophora, 729 nucleotides. The record is from the annotation of a GenBank genome assembly. NCBI's taxonomy places the organism in Eukaryota, Metazoa, Nematoda, Chromadorea, Rhabditida, Trichostrongylidae.